This is a messenger RNA of Mangifera indica (mango), 1439 nucleotides long. Its product is annotated as NAC domain-containing protein JA2L-like. Gene Ontology annotation, biological process: regulation of DNA-templated transcription. Gene Ontology annotation, molecular function: DNA binding. The record is from RefSeq and is a predicted model, not a curated record. The transcript has 3 exons. Lineage: Eukaryota; Viridiplantae; Streptophyta; Magnoliopsida; Sapindales; Anacardiaceae. The coding region runs from base 102 to 1121 and encodes 339 amino acids.
AUUAUUAAAAAAAAAAAAAGAAAUUUAGAUUCAUUUUCUUUGCCUCUCUCUCUCUCUCUCUCUCUGUGCAUUAGCCUCUUCGUGUACUUUCCAAAACAAAGAUGGGUGUGCCGGAGACAGACCCACUUUCUCGAUUGAACUUACCGCCGGGUUUUCGGUUUUACCCGACUGAUGAAGAGCUUCUUGUUCAUUAUCUAUGUCGCCAAGUUGCAGGGCAUAAUUUUUCUCUGCAAAUUAUUGGUGAAAUUGACUUGUACAAGUUUGAUCCAUGGGUUUUACCAAGUAAGGCAUUAUUUGGUGAAAAAGAAUGGUACUUUUUCAGUCCUAGAGACCGUAAGUAUCCGAACGGGUCAAGACCCAAUAGAGUUGCGGGGUCCGGGUACUGGAAAGCCACGGGAACCGACAAAUUUAUCACCACAGGAGGCCGUAAAGUUGGUGUCAAGAAAGCUCUUGUCUUUUACGUCGGCAAAGCUCCAAAAGGCACCAAAACGAAUUGGAUCAUGCAUGAGUAUCGCCUCCUUGAAUCUUCUCGUAAAAAUGGAAGCUCGAAGCUCGAUGAUUGGGUUCUCUGCAGAAUUUACAAGAAGAAUUCGAGUGCUCAGAGGCCACUUUUAACAGCUAGUCUUUCAAGCAAAGAACACAGUAAUGGAUCAUGUUCAACUUCAUCGUCACAAUUUGACGAUGUGUUGGAGUCUUUACCAGAGAUUGACGAUGGAGUUUUCGCUGUGCCACAGAUGAACUCACUGAAAACUUUACAGCCAGACGAGAAGAUAAACUUGAACAAUCUGGGUUCGGGGAAUUUCGACUGGGCGAGUCUUGCAGGGCUUAACUCGGUGCCUGAACUCGCGUCGAGUGGGCAAACUCAGAGUCAGGGGAUGGUGCGUUACGCAAAUAACGACGUAUUUGUCGCUUCAAUGCCCCAGCUUUGCCACGUGGAAACUGGAAAGAUUGGUAACUUGACAGAUGAAGAGGUCCAAAGUGGAGUUAGAAAUCAACGAGUUGAUAAUUCAAGGUUUUAUCUUCAAAACUCCGGCAUUUUGACUCAAAAUUUCUCUAACUCGGUUGACCCGUCUGGAUCCAGAUACCCGAUUCAGCAAGGCGCAUACGGGUUUAGACAGUGAACAUGCAAAUUUUAUUUAAUACGUAUAAUUGAUGGAUGAUGACGGUGAUUAUACGUAUUUUGAUAGUAUAAUAAGAAGCGGGUCGGGUUGAAAAGAUGGCAAGGGUAAAAAUGUAAAUAUGGGAACAUUUGCGCUGAUAACAUUUCUGCUACAGAAGUUCAGGUGAAGUUUAGGGAGGCAUGGCUUGGCUUGAAGCACCAAAUGGGCAAGACUGAAUUGCUCCGUUUUUGGCUGGUUAGGUCGGUUAGAUUCAACAACAUAGACGAGCACAAAAUUAUUGUACAAUUAAUUUUAACCGAAUCUCAAUUUUUUUUUUAA